Messenger RNA from Pisolithus orientalis, 1245 nucleotides. RefSeq lists its product as uncharacterized. The record is from RefSeq and is a predicted model, not a curated record. The coding region runs from base 156 to 962 and encodes 268 amino acids. NCBI's taxonomy places the organism in Eukaryota, Fungi, Basidiomycota, Agaricomycetes, Boletales, Pisolithaceae. The transcript has 3 exons.
CCGCCGGAAAACCGGUAAUAAUGUCCAGUUCUAAUACCGUCAUGUCUUGCAAGGCUAUAAAUCAGUUGUGAUCCCUCAGCCAGCACUAUUGCGGCCCGCUCUGUCUGCCUACGAUCAUCUUUACCGAUUUACUGAUUUUCAUCCAUCCCGCUGAUAUGGAUGUGGUCCGUACUUCGAGCCUCCUGUAUGACUACGAGAACUCUCGACAGUACAGCGUUCAAGAUUUCCUACUCUUCGUGAGGAGAAAAACUCAAGAAGCGGGAACAGUCGUUGCAUGUGACCUUUAUUACAUUCCCUCUCGAUCGUCCUGGUACCAUGAAUUUCUUGUUGUUCACGUCGAUAUGAGUGGAGAAAGGCUCAUGCUCAUCAUCGAACGUGUCCCUAGUAACCAUGGUAUACGAGUAGUAUCCUCGAAUGGUGGAGUUGCAAGAGACACUAUCACAGUCCUGCGAACGAGGCAGCAGUAUGUGUACUGGCAAAGAGCCGGUCAAGCGCCCGUAUGCAAGGGUACACUUCGAUGGCAGCACCCUCCACCCCACCUCUUAGACGUCGCUUUCUUUGCAAGCGCGGCAUCUACCACUUUUAAACACUACAAUUUUUACACUUGUCAGUGUUAUUGGUACGCCAGGGUCACCCUAGCUGCGAUGGCGAGUGCGUUUCCGUCUUGCUCAAGGGAAGGCACUACGUCGUUCUCAAAGAAAAGACUUGCAAUGUUUGGGUGCUACAAGCCGUCACAGGUUCAGCUCAUCGUUGACCUUCAUAGUAAUUACUGCAAGGAUUUGCACCCACCCCCAGUCGAGACCGAACGACGCACCUCUCGCAUAGUGAUACCCGAUAUUCUCUACGGUUUAGCUGCGUUUAUAGUCGACUUUAUAACAUUUCGAUUUCUUGCACUAUUAACAUUCCCCGAACCAGACCCUGACACUGGAAAUCGACAUGGCAGGAGCAACACCGGAAUCUAACCGGUGUGUGGCAUCCUGUUUAGAUGGAUGACGACUCGAGACUUCUUGUUUUUAGUCCAUACUUGCGCGACCCGUGAAUUUGUCUACGGUAUUACAACCACAGCAUAUCAUGUAUUUAUUGUCGGUGUUCCUCUCAGCCGGUACUGGGUGUAACUGGGAAAAUCGCAAUACAUGACGUGGUGCACCACACACCAUGUAGAUGAUACAUACUGAAGACUGCCGCCUAGUGCUCACAUUAAUGAUGCAGUUGAUAUGAUGGAGAAAGAACGGAAGUAUUCUUUCU